AUGGCACCCCCUCGUCUUGAUCGCGCCGUUAGAGUGAGGAAGCUUGCCAGGAAUACUGGACAGCCUGUCCUUACAGAGGAUGAGAUUGAUUCCGCAGAAUACCAGGCUCUGUUAAGUCAAUAUAAUGUCGGGACUGGAACGGCAAAUGGGGUUGAAUCUGGGGAGGCCGAGGAAUUCCAUCUCCAAGCUGCGUUAAGGUCUGCAACCAAUGCGAGUGCCAAGGAGGCCGAGGAAAUCCCGGCACCCCCUACUGCUGAAGCAGCCAACAUUGAUUAUGACUCUCUGUAUCCGUUAGUCUUUGUGAGGCCUUUCACAUACAUUCGCUUCUCUGAGACUGUAGAGGAAUGCACUGCAUGUCAAUAUGACAUGAAUACUGAGGAUGACCUCUUCCUUAAAGCAUAUAACCGCAGCAAAAGUCCUGCCAAGCAGUGUUCGGAAGACGUUUUUGAGCAAAUCAUGGAAUUCUUCGAGGCAAGGCAGAAAGCUAGCGCGCCGGCUGGCUGGCUAGAUGGUACCGUACUGUCAUACGUACACAUGAAAGGUGACAUAGACCGAGCCGUGGCCCGAAAGUCACUGGAUUCACGGAUUGGUGUCUUUGCUCAGGAUAUCUACGCCCACUGGAAAACCCGUAGAGAGGCCUCUGGGAAUCAACCACUUCAGCCACUCGCCAAAGAAGAAACUGAUCAGAAGAAAGAUGAGAGUGAUCCGUAUGUCUGCUUCAGAUAUCGUGAUGCACGGGAGAAAAGGAAGACCAGGGCAACCGCACGCGAAAGUCCCAAUGCGAAAAAGAUAUCUGAUCUCCGAAAAGAGUUGGAAGAUGGAAAGAAGCUCGUAGAGUUGAGCCUUGAAAGAGAGAUUCUCAAAUUGAAAAGCUUGAGAAUGGAUAAAGAAAUUUUCGAACUUCGGGUCGACGUCAAGGAGCAGAAAAUAAAACUCGGCAUCAAGACUGACGAUGAAGACCUCAUCAAUCAAAGGCCCCAGAAGAGAAAGAUCAGUGACUUCAAUCAGGUGCAACGUCAAUCAGGUCAGCCAUUGCGCAUGCCUGGUAGACCCGAUGGCAGGCCUCUAGAGGCGGAUCUCGUCUUACUUAGUGAUUUGCAAGAGCGAAAAGAAAAUGCCCUACGGGCAGAACUUGAAGAUAAAGCGCAAGCACACCGCAAAUGGAACAUACACCAUAUCGACUUAACACGAGAGCCGUUGUCUCCCGUUGAAGGUCAAGGCUUCGAAGCUAGUUUCCGUCCUGCAAUGGCACAAUAUGAAAAUCUGACUCCUCCAACGUCUGAGAGAUCUGGAUCCGGGAAUGACUCCGAUCGCCCCUUUCCCACGCAAGAGAAGCCAGAGGUCGUACGUUUGCGGUACGCCACUCCACCGGAGGAGGAUGAACCUCGGAGACAACAAUCUUAUCGAAGACGAAUCGGUAGAAAUGGCCGGCAAUGGAUUGACCGUAGAGGCAUGGCACCCAUGGCCCAAGGAAUGGAUCCCGUGGUUUCGGAUCGGUGGAAGUACGAUUCGGAUGACGAAAAUGAACAACCCGUAUACGAAGUAGACCCUUACAGCACAGAUGCGCUCAAAUUCCGUGCCUCAAUCCCGAUCCCAGGCAAUCUGCUCCAAAAUGGCGCUCGUCGAGACGAGAAGUCGAUUCCGCAGGCCCGGGCCAAUGGCUCCAGCCCAAUAAAUCGAACAGCGAUUGCAGCUGCUCCGCAAGCGCAGUCGCAGCCUCCAUCACAGCCGCAGCCGCAGGCACGCACUUGA
Molecule: messenger RNA, 1752 nt
Organism: Drepanopeziza brunnea f. sp. 'multigermtubi' MB_m1
Lineage: Eukaryota; Fungi; Ascomycota; Leotiomycetes; Helotiales; Drepanopezizaceae
Biological process (GO): regulation of transcription by RNA polymerase II
Cellular component (GO): piccolo histone acetyltransferase complex; NuA4 histone acetyltransferase complex
Source: RefSeq, a predicted model, not a curated record